Molecule: messenger RNA, 2964 nt
Organism: Eriocheir sinensis (Chinese mitten crab)
Lineage: Eukaryota; Metazoa; Arthropoda; Malacostraca; Decapoda; Varunidae
Exons: 10
Coding region: 260-1765 (501 amino acids)
Biological process (GO): glutathione metabolic process
Cellular component (GO): mitochondrion; peroxisome
Molecular function (GO): glutathione transferase activity; glutathione peroxidase activity
Source: RefSeq, a predicted model, not a curated record
UUACUUAUCCUACAAUGAUGCGUUAGAGAGAUCGCCAGAUGACGCCUUAAGACACGCAAGAACUUGGGAAGAAUAAGAAGAAAAGACAAAAGAUUGACUGAUAAAAGAGGACCGAGAGGAGGAAGACCUAAAGCGUUACAGGUCAAAAGAAGAAGAAGAAGAAGCAACAAACAGCAACAACAACACGCGCGGCACAGGACCUGACCUCACCGUGAUUGUCUGAUUGCCUCAUUAAUUAUCACCCCUCCCCCUCCCCCCCAUGGCCCUCGUGACCCUAGGUGUGGUGCGGGGCCUUGGCAGACUCCCCUCCACCUGGUGCCCGCCCCACUGCCUCGCCGCCCUCACCACAAGGCACGAUAAGAGGCACCUCACCCCGCCCACCAUGGCAAGGCAGGCAUCCACCGGCACAGACAAAACGAAAAUUGAGCUUUACUACGAUGUGACGUCCCCCUUCUCCUGGUAUGCCUUUGAGGUGCUUCACAGAUACAAGUCACACUGGGAUGUUGACUUACACUUAAAGCCAGUACUGUUGGCCGACAUCAUAAAGACCAUCGGCACCACCCCAGAGAUGCUGCGCCCCAAAAACCCCGCCUAUCACCUGGAGGACAUCCGACGCUGUGCGAGGUACUUCAACGUCCCAUUGAGGCUGGAAGAUAAAACCUACGAAACGGUCACAGGGAAAGAUUCCCUCCCUCCCAACCUCUUCCUGACGGCUGUCGACUUGCUGUAUCCAGGGCUUCUAGAGCAGGCCAGUCGGGAGCUGUGGAUGUCUGCUUGGAGCAAGCAUGAAGACAUCACAUCAGAUGAAGUGUUGGCAGCAGUGGGCUUGGCGGCAGGUCUGACACCAGAAGCUGUUGCCGAGGUGAAGGAGCACACGAGUCAGCCAGCCACCAAGCAGCGGCUGGAAGCAUAUACCAAGGAGCUCAUCGAGCUUGGAGCUUUUGGUGUGCCCACAAUCUUUACCCACACCAAAAAGAAGCCAUCAAUGUUCUUUGGCUCUGACAGGUUCCAUUUGAUUGCACGAGAUAUUGGUCAAACCUGGAAGGGACCAGAGCCUGAUGCAGCCCCUGCAAAGCUUGCCAGUCCUGCUGGGGAAAAAAAGAAAGUUGUUCUCUACUAUGAUGUGAUAUCACCCUAUGCCUGGUUUGGUUUUGAGGUUCUCACCAGAUACCAGGCUCACUGGAACAUUGACCUACAUCUGAAGCCUGUGCUGCUGAUGGGUGUCGGCAAGGCUGCUGGGACCAUCGCGCCGGCCAUGAAGCCUAACAGAGCGCCCUACAUGACAAAGGACUUGAUUCGCACAGCAGCCCACUACAACGUGCCUCUGAAAAUGCCUGAAGACGUAUUCCAAAUGAUGUUUGUGAAGGGUUCCCUCAUCCCUAGCCGCUUCCUGACAGCCAUCAGCCUCCUGCACCCCAGCCACUUGGAGGAGGCAAGCCGCCAGCUCUGGUUGGCAGUCUGGGGCAGGGAUGAAGACAUUACAACAGAUGAGGUGCUGACAGCAGCAGGGUUGGCAGCUGGUCUGACCCCAGAGGCAGUUGCUGAAGCAAAGGAGCAUGCAAUUCAACCAGCCAUCAAGGAGCAGCUGAGGGCCCACACGGCGGAGGCCGCCAAGCAUGGGGCUUUUGGAGUGCCCACCAUCCUUGCCUGUGUCGGGGAGAAGCCGUCUUUAUACUUCGGGUCGGAUAGGUUUCCUCUCCUGGCACAGGAGCUCAAUGAGCCGUGGCUGGGCCCAGAGCCAGGUGCACUAAAUGCCAGACUUUGAAGGGUUGUCUGCUGUGCCUUUAGAUUUACAUGAGUGUAAGUUAUGUAUAUCCAGUAGUGGGCACUGCUAACUGAGAGGUAAGCUUUGCUAACCACUAUUUAACUUACUGUUAAGUUAGCUUUGCUAAUGCCAAACCACUGAACCACUAAAAAAUUGUCAUAAGCUUUUGCUAACAGCUUAAUUUUAUAUGAAUUUAGCUUCAGUCUGUUUUUUGGCUAUCGUUUAUAUGUUUUAGCUUAAAGAUAGAUCUGUCCGAAAAGGUGCAACCCACCAUGAUCAGAUGAUGAUCAAGGUGUACAUUAAAAUUAAAUGAACAAAUGACAUUACUAGUGCCAGAGGCUGAUAUUCCUCUUAUCCCUUGACUUAAGGACAAAGUAGUCCUCCAGGCAAGCCACGGGUUCUAAUACUUGUGGCCCUCACUCUCCUCAGUCUGAGUGGCCUCCGCCUCACCCACAGCCACUGCAGGCUCCUCAACAGGCCCAACAUCCUCAGGCAUAACAAAAAUGUCUUCACUCAAUAAAUUUAUAAUGAUAAGCAAUAAUACUUGCUGCUGUUGCUAACACUGUAAGACUGUCAACAACGUGACAUCGUAAAUAAACUGAAUCCAGAGCUGCAGAAUUACACAAUGCAGCUCAGGUGCUGUUGGUUCCACCAUUCACGUCUUGUCAUUUUUGCAUGUAGUCAGCCAAUGGCGUGCCAGACUGCCUGUUGGAGUCAAGCCCAUAACAGACAGGAAGAAACAUGUAUUAGUUUUGUUAGUGGACUUUGUUAGUGGAACUUAAUUUAACAUAAGCUAAUUAAUUAACUAACUAUUUUCUAAUUAACCAACAAUUUCCAAAGUUAGCAGAAAUGCUAAUCCUCUAACAAAAAAGUUAGCUUUGUUAAUUAGUGGUUUCAGAAUCAUCCCCACCACUGUAUAUCUCAGGGCAAAGGGCUUUUAGUGAUGACUGCCGUACAAAAAUGUACAUGGUGCAAUGUACAUAAGUGGUAUAAUGAUAUAUUUGGACAUAUUUUAUUUGAUAACUAUAUUCUCUAUACAUUUUGUAGUUUUGAAGUGAGUUCAUGGGGAGUUGAAAAAAUGUUGAAUAUUACAAAAUACUUAAUUAGAGUUUGAAGUGCAUGUACAAAGUUUAUUGAUGUGGUAAUCUAUUUUACUUGAGGUAGGUUACUUUAUUUUUUUUAAUAAAGUAACAAUGUUG